This is a messenger RNA of Paraphaeosphaeria sporulosa, 987 nucleotides long. RefSeq lists its product as uncharacterized. The transcript has a single exon. Lineage: Eukaryota; Fungi; Ascomycota; Dothideomycetes; Pleosporales; Didymosphaeriaceae. The annotation marks the transcript as partial. The record is from RefSeq and is a predicted model, not a curated record.
AUGGUCUCUUCUUCUUCUACCGUUGCGCACGGAACGCCAGAUAUACCUGUUCGCCUCAGUGAACGAGAUCUCAGACCAAUCAGGCAAUAUGCAUAUCGUCCGCUGGAGUCACUGAGGCACACUCGUCUCCUGCAUCUUCUGCCAGCCUCAGAGUCUGAUCAGCCGCUUGAGUGUAGCAUUCGGCAGAAGUGUUUGUCAGAUGCUAUAGCUUCUUAUGAGGCGGUUUCUUACACAUGGGGUGGGCCAAAUCUUAGUUGCAGACUGCGUUGCAUCGAUGACAACUCUGAGCUCCACAUCACCAAGAAUGUGGAUACUUUUCUACGACGUUUUCGCGACGAAUAUCGAACUAGAGUCCUCUGGGUUGAUGCAGUUUGCAUAAAUCAGCAAGACCACCAAGAAAAAAGUACACAGAUUCCUUUGAUGGGUCAAAUCUAUCGAUUCGCUUCCAAGGUCCUUGCUUGGCUGGGAGAAGGCGGCAUCGAAGACGGAGCUAUACCUCUCAUACAAUCUCUCUCUAGGAACCAAGUCGGUUACCAUGCGGUCUUGGAAGCUUGGCCAUCUUUGCCUCUCGGUUAUGAGUCGCUGACUUCACUUGAGAUUGAUAGUUCAGAACGACGGCAACAACAGGCUGUGUUAAAACGCUUCUUUCAACUUCCAUGGUUUCGUCGGCGAUGGAUCAUACAAGAAAUUGUCUUGAAUGCUGAGAGUUAUCUACAUUACGGGAGUCACCAAAUAUCCUGGUUCCGCUUCAUGACGACAAUUAAGACACAACUCUUUUGGAAGGACAUAUCUACAGAAGUCCACUCUGUUAUGAGGGUGUUUGAUUUGUGGCAGACCUGGUCCUUCAUGUCAUCCAGCAAAGACUUAGUCCGACGGAGAGGCAACUCUAACCGCUCCAUGGACGAUACUGAAGGUUCUUUGCUAUCUUAUCUCGUCUCGUUCGACGAGUACAAAUGUUCCGAUCCAAAAGACAUGAUAUACGCUCUA